CUUUUUCUUCCUCCUCCUCCUUCUCCUCGCUCUGAGACUCACAGCGAAGUGUUUCUUGUGCAAUGAUAGGAGUUCAAGGGAAGAAGGAACGGACUGGUCUGAAAGAGUCGAGAUGUGGGAUCGCCGUUUGUUUCCCAUCUAAAUCGACGACGACAACAACAAGAACACCAACACCAAAUCCAACAACAACAUUAACAUUAACAGCAAACUUGAAUUAUUAUUAUUAUUGAACAACAUCAACAAAUAUUUGCUUUGAAUUGUUAAUAACAAAAGUGAACUAGUCUCUCAGAGACGACUAUUUAUACUACACACACACAUAUAUAUACAUAUAUAUACACACACACAUAUAUAUUUAUAUAUAUAUGAGUAUGUAUGUGUAGGGUGUUGAAUAUGUAUGUCGAUAUUUUGUUUGUGUGAAAGCAAAUUCGAUGUUGGUCGUCUUUAAAAACACUGUUUUGAAUAUAAAGAACACACGGUUCUACCGAAAUACGGACGGAAUGGACUGCUAAAAACCCAAGAGGAUACUAUUUACCAUUAUUUCAAACAAGUUUGGUUCCGCUAGUGAGGAAUAUAAUUAUAUAUUUAUAUACAUAUACACAUACUCAUACACACACACAUAUUUAUUUACAUCUAUAAACAGCCUCUUGUGCCACACACAGACACACACACAGACACACUCGCACCAGCGACUACCAAAAGUGGAACUGUUUUGGGAGGGUUUCUUUACUUCAGUCAUCGAUGCUUUGUAGAGUUUAGUAGGUUUCCCUGUAAAGUUAAAAAAUCGCUUGUUCAAGUACAACUUGAAACUACAUCACCCCUUGACUGAAAAACAGAAAUAAAGUGUGUACAUGUAAUAUAUAAUAUUAUAUAAUAUAUAUAUAUAUAUAUAUAUAUGUAUGUAAUGUAUGUAUGUAUGUAAACUGUAUGUUUUUAAAGUCACGUUCUCGUUAAAUAUUACGACAGUUUAUGUAUAUUAGAGAGCACAUAUACACACACAUACAAUCAGAUUUGCAGAGGCUGAUGAGAGACAUUCACAGUCGGGUACCUCGAGCAAAUCAGCGACUCUGUAUGGUCGGUGCGUGUGUGCACACGUGUGAAGGUGGCUUUUCAACACCUCAUCUUCCACCCCUCCCAGCCCCGCACUCACAAUUCCCACUGUGCUAUAAAAAUACAAUAUUGAUAUUUGUAUAAAUAUUUAUCUAUGUCUACGAGGUGUAAACAAGUGUGUAUGAAUAUCCUGCCGAAUAUAUAUCUUUAUUUAUAUGUAGGUUUUGUCUAAAUGUUGUUUGACGCAACACUGACCACAACACUUCAGCGGUGAAUCGCUCUCUCUCCUUGUAAAUUGCUCCGUCUAAGAUAUAUAUCUCUUAUAUAUAUAUAAAUCCCUUCUCUUUAUGAAAUAUAUAAUAUGUAUAUAAUAAUAAAUGUAUAGACGUAGAUGAUGUCUAUAUUUCUCUAUAGACUUGCUGCUGUGAUUGCUAGACACCGUAGUGCCAUUCUAGUGUGCACUACCUAAGGAAAUUCUACUACACCAACAAUCAUACCAAAACACUCCACCAAGUAUGGGAGACAACGGUUUAACACGGAUUUUACUUGUUAGCGCCAACGUUGGAUCCAUUUUCGAGGAUUUAAGUCGCUGUCACAAGGCAAAACAUCGAACUCAUCCGGACAAUACAUUAAAAUUAUGGCUACGGGAAUUUCAAAAGUGCUUGCAUCGGACUGAGCCGCGAUUCUUGGCCGUACAUUGUCAAGAAGUCGGUGGGAAAAACUAUGAGGACUCUAUGCAACACGUGAAUAAUUUUGUAACGAGUUUAUUAGGCUGCGAUGAAUUACAGAACUUUGACAGGGUUCGGGUAUUCCUGGAUGAAGAUUUCACUGCAGCUGACAAAUUUACCGCUCUGGGCAAUCUCUAUUUUGUUCAUGUCGAUGUGGAUGUGGCAGAAAUAUGGGACUUUGAAGCCAGCAAGUUUCUUACGGUUGAAGGUCGAGAGGUCCAGUCUGGUAAUAUUGAGAAUGUCACCGUCAAAGAAAAAGCCAAGUUCCCACAGAGAUUCUACCCCGAUUUUAAAUGGUCCCGAAAAGGAUUUUUACGAACUCGAUGGAAUAUCAAUAAUUGUGCAUUCGACCUUUGUAACAUUCAUCUUUUCCAUGAUGCUUCAAAUAUUAUUGCAAUGCAAAAUAGUCCCUCCGUAUAUUGUGGAAACAGAAAAGAGGCGCUACGGCACACACUACAACGAUUCGAUGAAGAUAAAUUUGAAAAAUUACCGAUGUUUAUUUUUGGUGACUUCAACUUCCGACUGGAUUCACAUCUAUUAAUCAAGGAAUUAACAGACAAAACUCUCCCUCAACAUACCAAAGGCAAGAAGGACCAGUUGGCCAAAAUUGUCUUCAUAGAAGCAGACAACAAUGAGAAAGCCAUACUGACUGUGGAGAGCAAACAGUUUAAUUAUCACGAUAAACACACAGAAUUCUUUUAUAACAAAAAUAACAUGUUGCAACAGUAUGAUACAGAGUUAGAUGCAUUCAAAGACCAAAUAUCAGAAUUUGAAAUUAGUUUCCCACCAAGUUAUCCAUUUAGUGAAGACACAAACGAUGGGCUGUCAUAUAUGAAGACGAGAUGUCCCUCUUGGUGCGACCGUGUCUUAUUUAACCACAGAGCAAAGGAUAUAAUUGUCCAUAAUGACGAACAUCGACUUGAAUAUGAUGUCAUAGGCCAUAAUACCUGCAUGGGUGACCACAAGCCAGUCUACCUUCUAUUUCAUGUGAAGAACGGCCCAGGUAACUCACCUCAAAUUCCCACUUCCACCAGACAUUUGCGAAGGAACACCUUGUCUGUAAAUGGCGAGGACAUGAGCGACGUAGAAAUUGCAAAGUUGAAUAUUCACGAUUAUGCUGUGUUUGAAUACGAGCAGAGGCUGCUCUCUAACUUUCGGAAUAGUGUUCGGUCUAGGAAUUAUGCCGAGAACCAUCUAUCAAAAUCUUCUCUGAACGGUGCUGAAGAGUCUCGUAUCUCCUUCCAUGACACGGCUAGACAGGUGUUAAUGGCUGAGAGUGUUCUGAUGAACUGGCAGCGUCACAUGAAACACCAUAGCUCUUCAUCAGAAGACUUCAUUGACACCAGCCUCGAUGACCUUCCUGAGCACCUUGGAAAGAGUAACCUCGACAACCUCGAUCAAGCUUCGACACUGACCUUGUUGUCGUCGGAGUAUUACAAUCCAAGUAUCAACACAUCAAACCUCGAUAGCAAUUCUCUAAUUCUGUCACAGCAUCCGACCGUUCAUGCUCCCAGCCUAGGUACUCCUGCAGAUUCUGGUGGCAGUGGCAGAGAUGGUAGCCUCAGUAGUAUGACGAUGCAUGAAGCACAUUCCACACCUCACACCACAGAUGUCCAAUGUGCAUGUAAUGUUGUCCAGCCAUGUCCUGACAGUGUUAGCGGAAAAGGGACAUUAGCACAGUCUCCGAGAUCCAUAGGUGUAUCCAGAUCUUCAUCAUUAGCGAAACGCACGUCCUGGCUAUGUCCAUCUUGCACAGUUGUAUGACAUCCUCUCGUCUCCCACCUUCUCCAAUGCACCUCCCCCCUUCAGACAAUUGUAACGUAAAACCCCAGCAGAGAGUGACAAGCUGGACUCUGCCCUUGCGCAGUGUCUCCUUACAACUGACAUUAUCGUCCCUAGCACUCAAGUAAAGAUCUCUCAAGUGGACACCACGAAAUACAUCCAUGUACAACACAACGG
Octopus sinensis (East Asian common octopus) is the source of this 3734-nucleotide messenger RNA. RefSeq names its product inositol polyphosphate-5-phosphatase A-like. Gene Ontology annotation, molecular function: inositol-polyphosphate 5-phosphatase activity. Gene Ontology annotation, biological process: phosphatidylinositol dephosphorylation. NCBI's taxonomy places the organism in Eukaryota, Metazoa, Mollusca, Cephalopoda, Octopoda, Octopodidae. The coding region runs from base 1563 to 3539 and encodes 658 amino acids. The transcript has 19 exons. The record is from RefSeq and is a predicted model, not a curated record.